AUAAGACGAGUGUGUAAAUCAAAGAAACGUGCUGGUGUGUGUUACGGAUGUUGGAGUUAAACCGUGUUUUAUAUAUAUAAAAAUAUAUUUAUCAUAUUUUAUUAUUUGUGCAUAGAACUUCGCGUUGAAAAAAACAAUGAAAGAAGAAAACAACACUGAGGUGAUAAACUCGGAGUCUCCGGUUAAAUACUACACACUAGAGGAAAUAACACGGCACAACUCGAGCAAAGAUGUCUGGAUCAUAAUCCACGAAAAAGUAUACGAUGUCACCAGGUUUCUGGAGGAGCACCCGGGAGGGGAGGAGGUAUUGCUGGAACAGGCCGCGGCAGAUGCCACGGAAAACUUUGAAGAUGUUGGCCACUCCACCGACGCCAGAGAGAUGCUAAAACAAUAUUUCAUUGGAGAAUUGCAUCCGGAUGAUCGGAAGAAGGAUAGCUCAAAGGGUGUCUUAAUCACAACAUCCUCAAGCCAAUCCAGUAUGUGGACUAACUGGCUCAUCCCAGCUCUUGCUGUUGUUGUUAUGGGCGUGAUGUACCGUUAUUACACCCUGGACAGCAAGUCAUCUUGAGCUCCCUCAUAUCUUCUCAUCCAGCUCUGUCUAUCUAGAGGCCUUGACAUCUUGGACAGAAGACCUUUCGGAUCACUCGCAGUGGAAAAUAUAUGUGGGAUGGGGGCUCCCACUUAUACUUCACGCUACAGUCAUUUGCAAGUUUACGCCAUUGAAACAUUCCUCACUGGCGUAGCCUUCUGCACACCACAUCCGAGCAGCGAUUUUGGGAUAGUAGGGCAGCUGUCUAUCAGUGUAUUCACCUCCCCCAUUACAGUACUUAUAAUGUGCAAGCACUCUUUAGAAAUACUGUAUUUGUAGACAGGUUGUUUCUGUAGCUUCCUCAAAGAUGUAAUAGCAAUUUGGUGUGUUUUGUUUUUAGCCAGAUCUUUAUUUUGCACUCUGUUUUAUGAAUGUAUUUUAUUUGUAACAUGCAAUUGCAUUGGAUGGAUAUAUUAUAUUGGGGCUGAUUUUUGUUGCUGUUGCUAUAUGUAGAACUGUGACCUAUACGUGCUCACUAAGUGCAGUUUUCAUUUUAAAACAAAACUGAUCAUACAAUGAAAGCCAUAGCUGUAAAAAUAGUUUUUUUUUUAUAAAAGAAACUGUAGUCUAAUUUUAAAUUAUAUAAACAUUGUCAUACCUCCCUGGAGUUGUUGUUGUUAUAUUUUUAAGAGGGUAGAUUUACUGACAUUCUGGAGUAUGCAUUUUAGGUCAGCUAUUAGGAUCUGACACUGUUUGAUCACCUUUGAACAUUAUUAUAAUUCACUCCUGGUCACCUGGGGGAGAUUUCAUACAGAUGCAAAUAUGAAAAGAUUGAUGUAUUUUUCAAAUGGAAAAUAUCAGGUUUAUAUUGUCUUUCUUUUUCUCUUAUUAAUGUGUUGAUUUAUCUAUUUUUAUGAGUGUCAAUUAAUAAUAAAUGACAUUAUUGUCAAAUUCAUAUAUUUAAGUAGACUAUAUUUCUUCUAUUAAUAUGUUUUUAUAUAUAAUGUGCGUAUUUCUUUCUUGACUGAAGUAACCCAAAUGAGCAAAUCGUUACAAAGAGAAGAAAAAAGUACUUUCAAUAGCAAAUCAACCAUGUUUUCCAAGGGAUCUCUAAACUUACUUCAGGUUCCCUAUGCAACAGUGGUACACUCCAAAAUAGGUGAAAACAGUGAAAUUGCAUCAUGUUUGCCCUACUUGCAUGGUCUUUAUUGUCUUUUGCAUCCUUCUGUUGUUCAGUUAUAUUGUACAUCUUUGAAAAUCAAUGGCAUAGUUGUGUAAACUGUAUUAUAUUUUCAAAUGCUGUGACUGCUACAUUUUAUACUGAAAAUUAAAUGAUUUCAGUCUCUGGU
Polyodon spathula (Mississippi paddlefish) is the source of this 1878-nucleotide messenger RNA. RefSeq names its product cytochrome b5-like. The record is from RefSeq and is a predicted model, not a curated record. Gene Ontology annotation, cellular component: membrane; intracellular membrane-bounded organelle. The transcript has 5 exons. Bases 137 to 568 code for a protein of 143 amino acids. NCBI's taxonomy places the organism in Eukaryota, Metazoa, Chordata, Actinopteri, Acipenseriformes, Polyodontidae. Gene Ontology annotation, molecular function: heme binding.